AUGAACAAUCCUGAAGACUGGAAUAAUGGAAUGGAGCAACCGGGUGAAGACAACAGGUGGAAUUAUGCCCUACUGGUGCCUAUGCUGGGACUCGGUGUCUAUCGAUGGAUCUGGGACAGAAACUCUCAGCAGAAAAUCAGUCAGAUCCAGGUUAAGCAUGACAUGGCCAUGAAGAUAGUUAAUAAAGAAAUAGCUCAGCUAAUGCUUGCUCUAGAGAGAAAAGAUGAGGCAGUAAAGAAAAAUGAAGAGAUAAGGGUGUCAAUGGCUUUGAAUGAAGUAGAGGACAAGCUGAAGGAAAGACAGAAGGUCUUCUGCAGCUAUACUACAUCCCGUUACACAAGGUUUGAGAUAGAGGAAGAUCUAAUGAAUCUAGCCAAACAGCCGUGUUUUGCUCAUCUGAAUAUGGAGGAUGGACUUAGGAAUAUUUUUAAGCAUGAUCGCAGCUGUGCUGACAUUUUUGACAAAGAUGACAGCAGGAAUGGAACACUCAUGGGGAAGUUCCUCUCUGAAUGGAAGCUUAACAUUCAAAAUCAAAGGAAAGUGGAAAGUGCUGUCCCUGGCAAUCAAACUAGAAAAUAACAGAUAUGGAAUCUAUUUAAAAUCAUCCAUAUUUCCACAAUAUAUUUACUGUUUCACAACUGCUAUUACAUUUAAAAAUACAAUAAUGUC
Misgurnus anguillicaudatus (oriental weatherfish) is the source of this 669-nucleotide messenger RNA. Lineage: Eukaryota; Metazoa; Chordata; Actinopteri; Cypriniformes; Cobitidae. The record is from RefSeq and is a predicted model, not a curated record.